AUGACUGAAACUGUCUCACCGGAUAUGAAGUGCGUUUACGUAGAUACCAACCUAGACACUCGUCUCAUGGUUCUUGUUGACGACCAUGAAACCAUCUUCGAUUUCAAAGAGAAACUAUGCAAGGAACAUCAUCAAUGUUUUCCAAAACUUGGAGAAAUCGAUAUUUUUGCGGUAAAGGUUAAGCGCCAGGGUAUAUUGGGUCUCCUUUUAGAUUUUCACUUGCCAGAUUCUAUGUUCUUGAGUAUGGUUUUCAAGGGCGUCAGUCAUAAUUGCUGGUUUGUGUUCGUUGAUGCUGCCGUGAGAAUAGUUGAACUCCCGAAGAUUGCAGCAACUGAUUCUCUACUUUUAGAUGGGUACAACAAGAAUCAGAAUCAAGAAGAUUUGGAAACUGGAGGAGCUGAGAAGAGGAAACUGGAGCAGCUUUCAUCAGAUGGAGAAAAGAGUCUGAAGAAACCAAAAGUUGAUGAUCUCAGUCAGUCUGCUGGGACUGCUACUGAACUCUCACCAAGAGAAAAACAAGAUGAUCCUCUUACGGAAGCAAAAGAAAAAGAAAUUGAGGUGGGUGAAAAAUCACUUGAAGAUGUAAUAAGAGAUAAUAUUGAAUCAUCAGAUAAUCUCGUGAGCCACAUGGAAAAUCAUUUGGACAUCACUACCAGUGGCUUGACAACGAGACCUGAUACCGAGAAGAAGAAAAAGAAGCGAAAGAAGAGAUCAAAAGAUGACAUAAAUCAAUCCUCUGCUACUACAUCAUCAAGAGAUGCCACCGUGAAUGAGAUAGAUGGAGGAGUUCCUGCAAAUGUUGAUGCUACUCUCUCUCUUCCAAGCUCUAAUCUUGAUCAUUCUUCUUCUGCAGAAGCAAGGCAGAAAGAAAAUGACAUGGGUGAGAAUGUUGUUGAAGAUGUGGGUAGAGAUAAAAUUGAAGCUGACAAUCUCAUGGAAAAUCCUUUGAACACUAACAGUGGGCUAACAGCCAGACCAGAUACAGAGAAGAAUCAAUCUCUAGCUGCUGCGGCUGCUCUUACAACCUCAAGAAGAGAUAUCGUCAAUGAGAUUAAUGGAGCAAAUGUAGAUUACGUUGAUGAUAGUUUUGAAUCUCUUCCAGUCCCUAGAGAAGAAAAUCCUUUUGUAGAAGCAGCAGCAACUCAGAAAGGUAAUUUCAAAAAUGAGAUAUUUGUUGAUGAUGUGGGAAGAGAUAACAUUGAACCAAACAGUGUGGGGUUGAUGGCAACCAGGCCAGAUAAGAGCUCAAAAGAUGACAUCAAUCAGUCUUUUCCUGCCGCUACAGGUUCAAAAGGUCUUGUGAAUGAGAUAAAUGGAGAUACUCUUGAAUCUCUUUCCAUCUCAACAAGAAGAGAAGAUCUAGGCACUCCUUAUGCAGAAGCAACUCAGAUAGGCAAUUUCAAAACUGAGACUGGUGAGAAGAUUAAUGAUGACAUUGUGGGAGGUGGAAAAGCUGCUGCUGUUGAUAAUAUCCAGCCAUUUAAUGUUGAAAUUGAUGCUGAUGAAGCUGAAUCUGUGAAUCCUACUAAGAAGAGAAAGUCCAAAAACUCCAAGACCCCAGCUGAAGAACAUACUCUGGUCGCUGCACACAAUACUGAGCCUAUCAAAGCUGCAGAUGGAGAAGAGCCUGAUAAGGUAUUGGGUUCUUUCAAGGAAAAGAAUGAAACAACUGAGGAAAAUAUGGGAAAAACUGGGAAGAAAUCGAAGAAGAAACACUCUUUGAAGGUAGCAAUGUCCCCAGAAGUGUCAGUUGAGGUAAACAGUACUCCUUUGGAGGAGACUUGUCACAUCAACAGCACAAAUGAUUCAUUUGUUACACCAGCUAAGAUAGAUACUGAGACCGAUGCUUCACUUUUGAAAAAGUGCUAUGAGGAGAAUGAGGGUGAUAUGGGAGAUAAUUUUGGUUGCAGCCAAAAUCAAGAGAAGCCAGAUCAAGUGGGUGGUGGUGGUGGAGUUAAAUCUUUAAAGGAGAAGAGUGGGCUUGAUCUUCAGCCAAGCGCUUCCACUAAUGUUUCCUUGAGCUCAUUUAAAACGAAAGAGAGAAAAAGUGGAGUUCAACAAUCUGCUCGUUUAGGUACUUAUCGUGUGCAGCAGUCAAGGCUUAAGAGUGUAUCCGUGAGAGCUGCCGCUGUGAAGAGCAAGAAACAAGAUUUGAAAAAGACAAGCUCAAACCCUGUAGUAGUGAUGAAGACGAACUUCUUCAAGGAUGCAGAGAAUUGUAAUUCAUCAGAGGAUGAAUAUAAAAAGACGUCUCAUGUCUCCACGAAAACACAAGGUAACCAAAUUUAUAAUGCUCCUUUUCUACCAGAUAUGCUGAUUUUACGAUCGUUGAUUUUGGACAGGAAACAAUCUGGCUGGAGGAGCAAGGUUAAAGAGAGCCUACAAGAUAGAAUUAGAAGAUCAAGCAGUUACAAGAAGGCUUUAAUUUUAGCUCAGUCACAACCUGAUAUACAUGAUGACUCUCCCGAAGAUAGUCCCUGA
Messenger RNA from Eruca vesicaria subsp. sativa (arugula), 2481 nucleotides. The record is from the annotation of a GenBank genome assembly. Lineage: Eukaryota; Viridiplantae; Streptophyta; Magnoliopsida; Brassicales; Brassicaceae.